Didymosphaeria variabile is the source of this 957-nucleotide messenger RNA. RefSeq lists its product as uncharacterized. The record is from RefSeq and is a predicted model, not a curated record. The transcript has 2 exons. NCBI's taxonomy places the organism in Eukaryota, Fungi, Ascomycota, Dothideomycetes, Pleosporales, Didymosphaeriaceae. Bases 1 to 957 code for a protein of 318 amino acids. Gene Ontology annotation, molecular function: 3-beta-hydroxysteroid 3-dehydrogenase (NADP+) activity. Gene Ontology annotation, cellular component: mitochondrial outer membrane; lipid droplet; endoplasmic reticulum membrane.
AUGGCAGGCACAGUCCUCAUCACAGGCGCAAACGGCUCUCUCGGCCUUGCACUCGUCUCCUAUCUCCUCUCCACCUACCCAGCCCACACGCUGCUUCUCACGGUCCGAAACCCUUCUCCGAGCGACCCGAAUACAACAAAACUCCACGCCAUCAUCGCAAAACAUCCAAAUUCCAAAGUGCACAUCGAAACCCUUGACCUCGCUUCUUUGAAAGAUGUAACAGCGUUCUCUCAAAAUGUUGCUUCGAGUAUAGCAAAGGGAACAUACCCAAAGCUUGCCGCCAUUGUCUGCAACGCAAUGACGUGGUCGCUAAACUCCGGCGUGCGAUUCUCUAAAGAUGGACUGGAGCUCACCAUGGCCGUCAAUACGCUGGCGCAUUUUGAUAUCGUGCUGAGGCUUCUCGGCGUAAUGGAAGAGCAUGCGCGCGUUGUUUUCCUAUCGAGCGAAUCGCACUGGCCAGGAAAAGCAGGCUUUGAAAAGUACCCGCCGGUAAUACCAGAGGAUCUGGAGCAGUUGGUAAAGUAUGAGAAAGAUGUGCCGGGUGAGGAGGCGGGGGGGGGAUUCUUAAGCGUUGAGAAAACUGACUCGACCGAACAGCAGCCGGAGUUAUCUAAGAUUCGCGUCUUAGCGGUUGAUCCAGGAGGUCUGGUCGAUUCGCGCGCGUUCUCACAGGCCGAUGUUCCCCUUCUGUGGAGGAUUGUCAUUGGUAUAGCAAAUUUCCUCCAGCCUCUGGUCAAGCGGCUCAAUCCCAAGCUGAACAGUAGCGCAAAUGCGGCAAGAGACGUGGUUGACUUGGCUGUUACGGAAGAGUUUGCUGGGAAGGAAGGUCACUUCCUGAUGAGGGAGCAUGAUGAUAGCUCACCCGAUAGUCAUAAUGAGAAGGUUCAGGGGAGGUUGUUCGCUAAAGGUGUAGAGUGGUGCGGGAUUAGGCAGGAAGACACAGCACUACCUCUGUAA